UAUGUAUGUUAAUAUCAUUUAAAUUUAAUUACAUAUCCUAUCAAAUAGAAAAAAAUUAUUUUUGGAUUAAUAAAAUUGAUCUAUAUUUUUGCACCAAUUUAAUUAUAUGUGUAAUAUUUAUUGACUUUUAAUUAUUCAAGAUAUCUUUAUUAUUUUAUAAUAUGUAAAAACAUAUAAUACAUAAAAUAAUUUUUAUAUAUAAUAUUUAUUUCGUGAAGGGUGCGAAUCUUAACCUAAUAUAUAUAUAUAUAUAUAUAUAUAUAUAUAUAUAUAUAUAUAUAUAUAUUGAUUGUUUUGUUUCUUGUAAAAAUAUCUUAGUCUUUUUUUAACGAAGUCAGAAAAUCUUAGGCUUCAAAUGGAGAACACAGAUCAAAAAAUAUAGAUCAAGCCAAUAAUGCUGAUCAAACAGAUCAUAUGCAGAUUGAACCGAUAAUACAAAUCAAAUGCAGAUCAACAUGAUUAUACAUAAAUAUUUUGAAAAUCAGACCAAAGAUUGACUCGACAUGGUGACUGAGUCAAUUGUUGGACGGGUAUAAUCAGUUCAACUGGGAUCUUAUUUUUAUUUUUAAUUAAUUAAAAUAUAAAUUUAUAGUUAUAUAAUUAUUUAUUAUAAUUUUCACCAGUAUAUUAUAAUCAUAAAAUAUUAUAAUUAUGUAACUAUCGUAAACUAAUGUGGAUUUAUAACAAAUUGUUGAAAUUUUAUUUUAUCUCUUUAAUUUUUGAAAAGUCGAAUUUUGAUAUUGAACCGGUUCACCGGGUUUUACGAGUUUUAUCGGUUUUACGAGAUUUGACGGUUUAAUUCAAAUAUGGUUUUUUGAGCAACCCUGAACGUGAAGAUGGAUGAGUCACGGUUUGACCGGCCGGUCAUGUCCGGUUUUUAAUUACGGUACAAAACAAUUGUAGCCUUAUUUAUCAAAUAAACUUACUAAAUUAACAUAUUUUAUUAAAUGUUAUAAAAUGAUAAUUUAAAUUAAAUAUUUAAACAAAAUAUACAAAUUAUUAUUUAUAAAUAAUGAAAUUUAAAUUAUCAAACAUCAUAGAUAUAUUCAUUAGAAUAAGUUUUACAAAAUAUUGGAAAAUAAAAAUUUAUAAGCAAGUAUUAAUUAUUUUAAUUAUAUUACUUAUUAAAAAGAAGAAAAAUAAAAUAUACUAUAAUAUAUAUAUAUAUAUGUUUUCUAUCAAUAUAAGUAUUAUAUAUGAUUUUUAGUGAAGCAAAUAAAAUAGAUAAUACAAAAAUAAUAUGUAUAUCUAGUUAUUGCAAACAUAAUAUAUAAAAAUAUGAAUAUGUUGAAUAUAUAUACAUUUGUGUAAAUGUUUUAUAAAAUUAUUUAUAUUCUAUAAAAUAAACUCGUUUUAAAAUAAAUUAAUUCCAAAACGAAAAUAUUAAAUUUUACUUUUAAAGAUUUAGUUUUUAGUUUCAAAGUGAAUAACAUGAAUUAAUAAAGUAGGCUAUCUAUUAAUAAUUAAUAGCCAAAAUAAAUAAAUUUAUAUUAUUGGUCUGCAAAUGUACAACUUUUUUUUUCCUUAUUUGCAGAUCAAAAAAUUUAUGUGUAAUUUAAAUCUGUAUGCAAAUUUUUUAUUUUUUAAUCAUUUAUUUUUGAUCUGCAAAAAAUAUGUUAAACGACAAAAAAAUUACUAUUGUCCAAUCUGCAUUAAAAGUGGUAUGUAUUUAUUCUGCAUUUGGCCUAUGGUACAAGCCUUAGGACUUCUCCAACCACUUACACCAUUUUAGUAUCAAAACUACACUAUUUUAAUGUAAUUACAACACUAAAACCAAGGUCUUCUCCAACCAUAACACUAAACUUCACACUAAAACUAUUUUAUAAUAUUAUAUAUAUUAAGUUUUUUUGUUUAUCCUUUAUUUAAUUGUAUGUUUUAGUAAUAAAAUAAGUGUAUAGUAUUUUAGUGAGAAAAAUAAUGUUUUAGUGUGGUGAAUAAUAUCACAUCAAAUUUGGUGUUAAAUUUUAGUAUUGCAUUAAAAUGAUGUGAUUUUUGCAAUUAUAAAUAAUGAUUUGAUGUAAGAAUCACAUUAAAAUAGUGUUUUGCAGUUGAUUUGAGUCAGAUAAUCCGUGUCAGUGUCAAACAUAUGCCUGACAAAUAUAUUUGAGUCAGAAUAUCUGUCCCAGAAUCAUUCAAAUAAAUCUGAGUCAGAAUAUACUAUGUCGUCUAGUUCGGGCUUUGCUGGGCUUUAAAAUAUCAUGUCCAAUAAAAAUAGAAUGGACCUUCCUAACAAAUAUGUGGGCUAUAAGAGCUAGGACCGGGUCUUAUAGGACCUUUUUUUUUUGUGGGCUAAAACUUUUGGUGACGUAUAAAUGUUUCGUAGAAGAAUGGUAACAAAGGAAGAAACCGACUCCACUGCCAAACAUUUUUUGAUUAAAACAUGCCAACUGGAUUAUUGCUUUUUGUUUUAGUUUAACAAAAAACAACAAAAAAAAUUGAAUAGAUCAUUCUCAGACAUCAAAAAAAAAAAAAAAAAAAAUUAACGUUAGAAACUCUGAAGAAAAGAAAAGAGAGAGAAUUGGUUUCCCUCCGGCGUACGGCCGGCGCGUGAGCGUACGGCCGGCGCGUGAGCGUCCGUGCCGUCGCCGGAGUUCUUCGUUCUUUUGGUUUUCUGUCUUCCUUUUCGUUGUCUUUCCAGAUCUUCCUUCGCUUGCCUUGUCAGAGCUAUGUGGUGUCUCAACUUUGGAGUGAAGACGCAACGUUUUGGAGGAUCUCGGAGGUGACUGGGAGUUUGUUGCGCGUUCUGGUCGUUUUCCUCCAGGCGAUGGAGGCUUCCUUAGCUCCAUCGACGUCGGUUCUUCGUGGGGGGUGGAGGCUUUCUUUAGCUCCACCGACGCCACUCUUGCUUCCGAGAAGGGGAGGCUCCCUUAGCUCUCUUCGCCGGCUUUUGGAUUACGGUGAGAGGAGGCUCACACAGAUCCUUGAUGCCGACUUGGAACCCUUUGUUUUGGGUGAGGGAACUAGUUUCGAGUUUGUUAGCGGUAGUUUUGGUUUACGAUGAUGUGAGUGCGGUUUACGGUUCGACUGUCCUGCGUGUCCGGUGGUCCAAAGUCGGAGGCGCUCUCGGUAAUCCGAUGAACCUUCUGGCGUGAAGACAGUUCGACGUUGAUAAACGGUUUUUGGAUGUGCGGAGGCUCUGCAAGUUAGGAGCUCCGGCUUUAAAUGGUGUCGGGGUUGAUCUCCGGUGAUGGCAUCGUUCAAGUCGAGAUAGGUUCCACGUGGUGUGCGGAAGGCUAAGAUGAAGACACGUGGUUCAAACCUAUUUCCUUGCGGCGCGUUUUAGGGCGAACUGUCCGUGUCGAGUAGUGUGGGCCGUUUGGGCCGCUAUGUAUUUUAUGGGCUUCGGCUCUUUGUGUGUUUGCUUUCUGUGGCCCGUUGUUUCUCUGGGCUUUUGGUUUGUACUUGUUUUGUUCGGGCUUCGGCCCUGGGCUUGGCCCUAAUAAAUAACAAUUUGAAAAAAAAAGAUCAUUCUCAGACAUAGUGUGGUAUUCUAAAAUAAAUAAUAAUUAAAAGGAAAUAAAUAACAAUUAAAACAGAAACAAAUAAUAAUUUAAUAGUUUAUAGUAAAUUACCUAUUUGGAUGUAUGUGUUCAAAAGGAAUCUGGUUGCCAGCGAUGGACUAUAGGAUGUUUUUUGUAACAUCCCGAAUUGUGAUAUGUGAAAAGGUUUAAGAGAAUUGAUUUGGCUACAUAUGUCAUCAAAGUUGACUUAUCUUUUCCGGAACACAUCCUGAAAGAACUCCAGAGUUAAGCGUACUUGAACUGUAGUAGUGGAAGAAUAAGUGACCUAUCGGAAAGUGAUUGGCGAUAGUGUGCGAGUGAGUCCAAAGCAUGAGAAAAGGUCGGAUGGUGAUUGACGGGUCAGUAAACAAAGAUUUCGAGCCUUUGGAAAAUUAACGGACUGACCGUCAGACGGAAUGGGACCCACGGGCUGAGAGAGUGGACGUGGGUGGCCCAUUAUCCUCAACACAUUCCAGCUCAUCUCAGAAAGAAAAUCAAGGGGAAACCUCAAUUAGAACUUUACUGUACUAGUGAUAUAUUAUUGUGCAUGUUUUCUUUGUUAACUUAUUGGCCCACAUGGCCCGACAACAGUAUUUCUCCCCAACGUGGCAAAAAGUCACAAAACCAUCAAUAAACUCAACGUUUUCAUAGAUAUCUCUUUUUCACUGAUAUGUUUCUUUGAAUAUAUCUUUAUAUAUAAAAGAGGGUUUGAAUCCCUCCCAGGCUAUCCACGUAGGAUGACAUGUCACAAAUUCGAGUGAUAUUGUUGCGCCACGUAUGAAACGCAACGUUUCAUUUAUUAUGUAUUGUAAUGGGCUUCGUGGAUUUUAAACAUAACGCGUGACUUUGUGGCCUUUUAACGCUACGGCUGCGUUCUAAUUCACUCCUCUUCAACGGCGGUGCAGUGACGCCUGAGCUUCAUCUCAGUUUCUGAAACAGUCCGAUUGAUGGCUUUUUCGUGUUUAAUUCCAUUAAUCCAUUCACCCACGACGAUGAAUUCAAUGCGUGGUUUAGAUCUGCAAGGCGAUGUGUUUUCGAGUAUAAAUAGGCCAGUGUUUAUCUUCUUGGAAUCACCAUCUCUUCAUAUCUCUUACUAUCUCCGAUUUUCAUAUUUUACAGUCUUAGUUCAUCUCACUCUUUCCAAAAAGGCUCCGACGAGAUCUCCGGUGACUAAUGGGAACUCCACGCCGAAUAGAUUCUUCAAACGGCUGUUCCGUCCUCCGUCUCCGGCUAAAUGCAUCGUCGCGAGACAGCACGUCUCCUCCGUGAAGCGGAAUGAGGCAGCGUGGGUUUGGAUAAGAGCUUUGAUUCUCCAAGAGUUUAAGAAAAGUUAGUGCUUUUUGAUUUUUUAUCCCAAAAAGGUGCUUUUUGACUUGAUAUCUUCUGGUUCUGUCUAACAAUCUAAGUUAUGAGAUAUGUUAGAUUAUUUGUAACUAUUGUGUAGCUUAGGAAGGCUAUUGCCAUUGAAAAUAUGUGGAUAGAAGUGAAUAUAUUGAAAAAUAUUAGGAUCAUGAUGAUGCAUAUUAGGAUCAUGAUGAUGUCUAUAUUGUGAUCCAGCUAGCUCUUUUAGAUCAGACUUCCUUGGACUGGUGUUUAUAUAAAUCAAAACUUUGUUUUCCCAAAUUUUGUUCUAAGAUUGUCUUUAAUUCACCCUUUUGAUUCUUCUUUCAGGAUCUCCGGUCAAUCUCCCUACCAAGAGUUGGUUUUAAAGGUUUUGCUUGCCAAUGAGUGACGUUCCAUACAUAUUUCCAUUGUAUAGGGAAAAAAAUUAUUGAGUAUCUUUCUUUAUUUAUGUUCUAUGAAUCUUUUAUGUCAUAAGCGUUCUAUGAUGGUUGAUGUUUUUGAUUUUGAUAUUGGCAGGUGAGCCACGAAGCCGUUUGCUUCAUAGUGGAUGGAGCGUGUUUGUUUCAUUGAUGUGAAGUAUCUAAUUUUUCUAUAGAGGCGAGGAUGUGGAAUCACUUGAGAAAGUAUUAAAAAGGACGAAUUAAGUAGGAGGGAAGAUUCAAUGCAGAAAAUGUAUCGAUGGAUCAGUUGCAGUCACCAAUUUAUAUUAACAUGAACAGGGGAGGAGCUUGAUAUUUUUGUAAACGAUGGAGGCUGCAUCAUGGAGAAUCGGGGAUGGUCUCUCAAGUGGCAUCUGGAGCUAUACAGUGUCUUUAUAAUUAAUCCAACUCUCAGGCCAGAUUUUUUUUGAUCAAUCUCAUAAAAAAAUUUAUGUAUUUUUCUCUGUUUUUCAAUAAAUGUUGAGAGCUUUGCAAAUCUGUCAAGAACACUUAGCAAUUGUAAAGGAGAGUCCUUUUAUUCACGUUUGAUAUCGUAACACCAUUUAUGUGUAACGACAUAGUAUGUAACUUACAGCUAUACACACUAAGUUACAGAAUGUAACAGACCUAUAUAUGGCCAAAUACUUCAUCAAGGUUACAAAAUCCAACUUGAAUAGACAAACACUUAACUCAAGAUUUGUAGUUAUAAAAAUUUGUAAAUCAUUUUUAUUUAAACCAGCUUCAAUUUAGAAACCAAUUUCUGCUAACAAAUUCAUGCUAAAGUACAAGAUGCAUCAAAAAUGGUUAUUCGAUUGUUUCUUAUAAACUUUGAGAUCUGAGAUUAAUAUGUAGUGAACAAAUUAAAUAGGAUAAAAGUAAUCACUGUUUUGUUAAAUGCGUGAAAAUAAAUAAAUAAAUAUAUAUAUAUAUAUAUAUAUAUAUAUAUAUAUAUAUAUAUAUAUAUAUAAUUGGAGGAUUAUAUUGACGCUAUGUUGAAUGUGUCAUUAAAAUUCUUAAAAUGAAUAGUAAAAAUAAAUAAAUAAAAUUGUUGUAAAACAAUUAUGAACCUUAAUGUUAUUUUUAGUUAAUGUAUAUUAAAAUUUUAAAUAUAUAUUUUUUUCAUUAGUUUAUUCACACGCCCGCCCGUAGGGCGGGUUUACCCUAGUUAUCCAAACUAUUAAGUUAUAUAUACACAAUGUAUUACAUAUGAUUAUGCUUCCCCCCCCCCCCCCCCCCCAAAAGAAAAAUGGAUGUAAUUUUUAAAUUUUUUAGAUUUGAACAAUCUCUAGCAAGCUCCACCAGCAAGCUCCACCAGCUUUAUAUUGUAAUUGUAACUAUAUUCAGAAGUUCGAAUAUUUUAUUUAAAAAAUACUUCGUAGAUAUUGGUUUUAUAUACGUGUAUACUUUUUUAGAAAGAUAUAUUUGUGUAGUCUCUCAAAUCGAAAUCAGAUCGAAUUAUAUCUCCAAUCUUCGAUAUUUUGGUCCACAAUUGACAAGUUCGAUUACGACACGUAGUAACAAAUAUCUUAAGACUUCCGAGUCAUUGACUACAAUUUAUUUAGUCUUCGCACAUUGAUUACACUUUCUUAGUUCAGCAUUAGUAUUAAUCAAUUUAUCGACGUUAUGAAGGUUUUUUUUUUCCUUUUGAGAAAGGGCUUCUUUCGACGUUAUGAAGUUUCAAAAUUAAAAUGCCAUUUGAGCGCUGAUGAUCGUAAACUUUUCGUCAAUCUCUUUAAUAUAAACCCAAAAUUUCCGCUUCUAAAUUUUUAAUAAUAAUACCAGUAAAAAACUCAAUUUUUUUUUUUUAUGUUUUCUUUGUCAGAAUAUCCGUCUCUAAAUUAUACUAUCUGUGACAUUCAAUUAUAUAUGAGUCAGAAUAUUUAUCGCAAAAAUUAUAGAGCGAUUUGCAUAGAAAUUCUAGUAAGAUGGCAAUAUUUGCGUCCAUGGAAAAACGGAAGGCCCAAGGACAAGGCCCAGUUGUAUUGGGUGCGAAAAGACAGCGUUACCCCUAUCGCCUCUCCUUUCACGUAAGAAGCUGAAGCGAUUUAUAAUCAUUCCAUGCAUGUAAUCAUUAGAAAAUAUAUACAUAUAUAACGCUGUUUAUAUCGGUAUAGCCCGAUUAUGUAAGAGUAGCCUUGUAUGACUAUCGGUAUAGCCCGAUUAUGAGUUCGUAUUGUAAUCAUAAAUAAAGCAUCCCCCCCUUUAUAUUUGUGUUUGUCUAGCAACAAGUUAUUUCAUGAUUUGUCUUGUUUGUGUCACUAGGACGGAUAACUGCAUUUCUUGUUCUACAACUUAGACGGUUACGUUGCAGUUAAUAAGCGUCUUAGAUGGCUAUAUAGACUUUAGCCGGUCAUUCAAGUUUAGCCGUUCAUUCAAGUUUAACCGGUUUAAAUAACGUACAUUGUCUCUGAUUUGCUACAUUAUCCGGUUAAAAGUACAUGACAUAGACUUAGACGGUUGCUAAAGCUUUAUUAAGAUAAAAAUUAGAACAACUUAUAUGAAAAUAGACUUACACAGUGUUCUUGAAUUGUUACAUUAUCCGGUUAACAGUCCAUGGAAAAAAUACUUAGACGGUUGCUGAAGCGUGCCAGGUCCUCUAGGCUUAAACGGUUGUUUCUGGUAUGUUACUUUAUCCGGUUACAAGUACAUGAGAGUAAACUUAGACGGUUACUAAAGCUUUAAUAAGAUGAAGAGUGGAAACAACAUGAAUUGCAUCGAGAGAUUGAAUACGAUUAACCGGUUAGAUAAACGAUUAGCUUUAAUAAGAUAAAAAUUAGGACAACAUUCAAAAAGUGGAUAUACCAAAAAAGGGUAGAAAACAACAUUGAUUCCAUCUAGAUAUUUAGAAGAUUAGCCGGUUAAGACGGAGAGUGUAACGAGAUUUAACAAACUCUGAUAACUGUGGAUUCGUCGGUGAGGGGUUCAUCGCCGAGAUUGAACCGAUGAUUACGCUGGUGAAUCUUCAUCAGACAGGGGAACGGAAAGGAGAUGUCGGGGACUGAAACGGCAACGAGAGGUGUGAUACUGAAACCGUAACGAGGGUCCGAAACUGAAACCAGAACGAGAUAGUCGGAAGUUUUAUAAUACCAUAUUUCUGAUUUUGGAGGAAUUUGGAUGAAAGAGGUGAGUUGUGUUGUGUUGCGGAGAAAACAAAGGUAGAGGAGAGAGAUGUAUGUAGUAAAUUCGAACUGUAUUGAUUGUAGUGAUAAUAUUACUCUUGCCUCACGCGUAAUGAUGGAAAGCUCUCGUAGGUAUCGAGCUAAUGUGUGUAGGGGUAAUAUUGUCAUUAAAAAAAACACGUCGCCCUUUACUCCAAAAAUCCAUCGCCGCAAAUAUGUGGGUUAUGCUUGUAUAUACACUGCAAUUUCUCAAAAUUAUAUCUGUGCCAUUAAAGUGUAUCUGUGUCAGUGCCUAAAUUCCGCGUCAAAUAUUUAUGUUUUCUUUGUAAGAAAUGUCAAUGUUACCUUAAACAACAAAACAAAAAGAAUCAAAUGUAAUAAAUAAUAAUUAGUUCAAAAAAUGUAAUAAAUAUUUUUGUUAUUCUCUCUUUGAUAUUAUAAAUAACAGAUCGUUUUCAGUCUCGGAGACUUAACAGAAGGUCAAAAACUAAAACCAAAACAGGAUGGCUCUCGUUAUUAUGAAUGUCUUACUUCUUUUAUUCUCGGUAGUCUUAGUUCGUUCCGAUCAAACUACCACGCCUCUCAAAUCCUUUAAGAUCAGUGGAAAUGUAACAUACGAUUGCAUAAAUAUUUAUAAGCAACCAGGACUUGAUCACCCUUUGCUUAAAAACCACACGAUCCAGAUGAAACCAUCGAGGACUGAAUUAAAUAGUCAAACUGGCAACAGCAUCACACAGAAAAAUAAAAUAAAAUGUCCAGAUGGAACCAUUCCUGUAUUAAGAAAUACAAAAGACUUCCUCACCAGCGCUAACCUUUUCCCCGAGAACUAUGUCCAUCCACAAUCAGUAGACAGCCCUGGAACACAUAUUGCUGGAGUAAGGUCGCAUGCUGGUCCAUAUCGUGGUAUACAAGCUUGGGUUUAUGGAGUUGACCUAAAAAUCGAAAAGGAUCAAGCCUCAUAUAGUCAAAUAUAUUUAGGCAGUGGUGUGAAUAACAAGAUCAAUUAUAUCUCUGCGGGAUUUAUGAUAAAUCCAGGAUAUUUUGGCGACGGACGUGUUUGGUCAUAUGGAUUUUGGAAGGGUAAAGAUGGAAAAGGAUGUUACAAUACAGCUUGUUCAGGGUUUGUUCAAGUAUCACAGACGAUCCCCAUAGUUCAACCCAUUGAUAUUUCACCAACAGAACCUUCCUUUUUACGUCCCUUCAUACAUCAGGAUAAAAAUACAGGGAACUGGUGGCUUACAUAUCUGGGGCCAGAUAAACCCAACGGUGAUCUCGGUUAUUGGCCAAAAGAAUUAUUUGACCAUUUUGACAAUGGUGCGAAUAUGGUUGGAGUAGGUGGUGUGGUUAAAGCUUCGCCUUCUGGUUCAAGCCCUCCAAUGGGUAAUGGUAAAUUUCCAGAUGGAGGCCGGAGAACUUCAGCAAUUUUUGCAAACAUUGAUGUCUUGAAUUCUAACUACGAGCAAAGUAAAAUCAGUUAUUUUCCUAUUGAGAUAUUGGUAGAUAGUCCACAAUGCUACGGGCUAAGAGUCGGUACGGUAAAGUGGUACCGUCGUACUCGUCUAGGGUACUUUUUCAAUUACGGUGGUCCAGGAGGAAACUCUUGUGGAGUUUGACAUUUUCUGUGGAAUCUUUGACAUUUAUCUAUGCAACGGUUUACAGAUGCUGAAGUCCAAAUAUCUUAUCUAUUAAAAGAGAAGUACCAUUUUUAUCUACUACAAAAUAUUCAUACAAGAAGUCUAGGUCCAUAUAUUUUAUUGUUUAUAUUAGUUUAUUUAAUGUAUAACAUUUCUAAAUAAUUAUAAGGAUAUUAAUAACAAAUUCAUUUUAACUAUAAAUUUAAAUUUUAGUUUUAGGAAUAACUAAAUCUAUUGAGAAAAAAUCUAACAAAAUCUUUUAAAACAUUUAAAUAUUCUAUUAAUUAAUGCACUGAUUAAUUUUGCAAUUAGUAGUA
Molecule: messenger RNA, 10333 nt
Organism: Brassica rapa (field mustard)
Lineage: Eukaryota; Viridiplantae; Streptophyta; Magnoliopsida; Brassicales; Brassicaceae
Source: RefSeq, a predicted model, not a curated record